AUGGUCUUGUCAACAGAGAGCACGAUCAGAGAGUUGUGUCCAAGCAACACGCCGACUUCGCAGUUUUCCUCUUUACACUUCAUCGCCUCUAAGGCGAUCGGAGCGAAGAGCAUCGAAAGGCGGGCACAGACACUAGACACGAGCUCGUUUGGGCGGCAGUUCGACGCUCGAGUCCCGGCACGUUUUGGCGCAGACUGCCGAUCAGCCGGCGGGUUUCAUACCGCCGAUGGCGAGCGUGAGUAUUUGACUGGCGUCGACACCACGCCUCGCACGGCGCGGCGCAGCGGUGGGUGGCGACUGAGUACGCACCUCUCCCGUUACCUCAUUGCCAUAAUAUGGGGACUCGACCUCGCUACGCGAAAGCCCUCCGCGGUCACGGAGCACCAAAUAACACUUAUGAACUGA
Messenger RNA from Pieris macdunnoughi, 405 nucleotides. NCBI's taxonomy places the organism in Eukaryota, Metazoa, Arthropoda, Insecta, Lepidoptera, Pieridae. The record is from the annotation of a GenBank genome assembly.